UUCGCGUAGCUCGCUGCAGUUAUUUUUCGCUGUGCUCCUGAUCCACAGAUCAUUUGUUGCAGGAGGCAACUGGGAGUACGAAACCUUAUCCUUGACAUCCUUUACCUCCGAUGAGAAGCUUUUGAAAAUUACGACAAAGGUAGAUCGUCUGGGUCGCAGCGAUUAUGCGUUUUCCAUGACGCUAGACUGGAACUAUGAUGCCAAUAAUGAGACUAUGGUUGAAGCUUUAGUUUAUCACUGCUCGUCGGGCGACGAAGACGACUAUAAAUUGAUGCCCUGGUCAAUUCCUAAACAGCCCUUUUUCGAGUAUCUAAAUGGGUUUUACAAGGACGUUUUUAUCAAGAAUGUGGGACACUGCUCCAAUAUGCUGCAAUUCGAAGACGAAUUCGUACCUCCAUGGCCCCGAAAUGUCUAUAAGUUUGACAAAUGUGUGGCCAAUGGCGAGGGAUUACCGGAAAUCGUACCCGAAGGAUUUUUUAGAUUGGCUUACAAAACCACUGGGGAGGUCGACUGGGGUUUCACUCUGCUUGUGAAAGUCACGCAUAAGGUUAUUUAAAGUAUUUAAGGAUGUUCUUUUUCAAGAAAUCCUCUAAAAAUGUUUUUUUCUUUCUAUUUUAUUUUAUUUUACAAAUAUAUGAUAAUAAAUAAUAAUUGGUUAGAAAA
Molecule: messenger RNA, 663 nt
Organism: Drosophila rhopaloa
Lineage: Eukaryota; Metazoa; Arthropoda; Insecta; Diptera; Drosophilidae
Exons: 3
Coding region: 176-556 (126 amino acids)
Source: RefSeq, a predicted model, not a curated record